AUAUCGUAAAAGCACGUAAAACGUAAAUGUACUUACUCUGUGUGCUGUGUCAAUGUCACAAAGGUCAUUUGCAAUAAGGUUGUUUUCUUUGCCCGGUGGAAUACCAAAAUCAAUAGACUUAUACAUGAUUGGUCAUCGUUUUGAUCUAUAAGACAUUUAACAAAUAAGAAAGCGCGGAUAUACUAACGUCAUAAUUUACUUUAAAGUUUGGGUUAGAAAACAUAUAAUUUAAAACUUAUUUAAUACCUGUACUUUGGCAUUAUUUCCCGGCGGUUUUGAGCGGAACAGAAAGAACUACAUUGCAAUUAUGGGUCGCAAAUUUGUCGUGGGCGGUAAUUGGAAGAUGAAUGGUGACAAAAAUCAGAUAAAUGAAAUUGUGAACAAUUUGAAGAAAGGGCCUUUAGAUGAGAAUGUGGAGGUAAUCAUUGGUGUGCCUGCUAUUUACCUUGCUUAUGUUAAAAGCAUUGUUCCUGAUUCAAUUGCUGUAGCAGCCCAAAACUGCUGGAAAGUACCCAAGGGUGCAUUUACAGGUGAAAUUUCUCCCGCCAUGUUGAAAGAUGUCGGCAUAAAUUGGGUUAUUCUCGGACAUUCAGAAAGAAGAAGUAUUUUUGGUGAAAAAGAUGAAUUGGUUGCUGAGAAAGUGGCUCAUGCUCUGGAAUCAGGAUUAAAAGUGAUUGCUUGUAUUGGUGAGACUUUGGAGGAAAGGGAAGCAGGGAAGACCGAGGAAGUUGUAUUUCGGCAGACUAAAGCUUUAUUGUCUGCAAUUGGAGAUAAGUGGGCCAAUGUGGUGUUAGCCUACGAGCCUGUUUGGGCUAUUGGUACUGGAAAAACGGCCUCACCUCAACAGGCACAAGAAGUUCAUUCUUCUCUACGCAAUUGGUUGUCUACAAAUGCAUCGCCUGAUGUAGCAAAUGCUGUGCGUAUACAAUAUGGUGGGUCUGUUACUGCAGCCAAUGCUAAAGAGCUAGCAGCUUGUUCAGAUAUUGAUGGAUUCCUUGUCGGCGGUGCUAGCUUGAAACCAGAAUUUGUUGAUAUUAUCAAUGCUACCAAGUGAAAAUAAAAUGUCUAUUUAACUGUAUGUUUAUAUUAUUGAAACAUCAUCAGUACUGAAUUUUGUUAUUAGAUUGUUCAUUUAAAACUAUCUUAAUUAUGCUUGUUAUAUUAUAUAAGUGAGAUUGUAAUUUAAUGAAUUUGCUGUAUUUGGGUAUGUUUUUUAUUUAUCUCUAUUGUUUUGUCACAUGGUAAUAAAACAUUUAAAUUAUACGUU
This is a messenger RNA of Parnassius mnemosyne (clouded apollo), 1267 nucleotides long. The record is from the annotation of a GenBank genome assembly. Lineage: Eukaryota; Metazoa; Arthropoda; Insecta; Lepidoptera; Papilionidae.